CCUUUUCCACCUUGGCCCCGCCCAUCUCCUGGCGCGUUGUAUCAGCGCAUGCGCAGUAUACCCGGAAGUGUCUGCCGUGGGCGCCGCCAUCUUUGUUCCCGGUCCCCCGGCCCGGCUCCAGCAUGUCGGAGACCUACGAUUUCCUCUUCAAGUUCCUGGUGAUCGGCAGCGCCGGCACCGGCAAAUCCUGCCUGCUGCACCACUUCAUCGAGAGCAAGUUCAAGCAGGAUUCCAACCACACCAUCGGGGUGGAAUUUGGCUCCAAAGUCGUCAACGUGGGCGGCAAAAGCGUCAAACUGCAGAUCUGGGACACGGCCGGCCAGGAACGCUUCAGGUCGGUGACGCGCAGUUAUUACCGCGGGGCCGCCGGGGCGCUGCUCGUCUAUGACAUCACCAGCCGGGAGACGUCCAACGCGCUGGCGCAGUGGCUGACGGACGCGCGGACCUUGGCCAGCCCCAACAUCGUCAUCAUCCUCUGCGGCAACAAGAAGGACCUGGAGGGGGAACGGGAGGUGACGUUCCUGGAGGCCUCGAGAUUCGCACAGGAAAACGGUGUGAAAAACGGGGAAAAUGGGAAAAAAUGGGGAAAACAGGGAAAAAUGGGGAAAAAAUGGGAAAAAAUGCAAAAAAAAUGGAAAAAAACUGAAAAAAAAAUGGGGAGAAAAUGGGGUAAAAGGGGUUUGGGAUCAUGGGAGGUGACAUUCCUGGAGGCCUCGAGAUUCGCACAGGAAAAUGAGCUGAUGUUCCUGGAGACGAGCGCGCUGACGGGCGAGAACGUGGAGGAGGCGUUCCUCAAGUGCGCCAGAACCAUCCUCAACAAGAUCGACUCCGGGGAGCUGGAUCCCGAGCGGAUGGGGUCGGGGAUCCAGUACGGGGACGCGUCGCUCCGGCAGCUCCGGCAGCCCCGGGGGGCUCCGGCCCCGAACCGGCAGAGCUGCGGCUGCUGAGACCCCCAAAAAAUCCC
Taeniopygia guttata (zebra finch) is the source of this 964-nucleotide messenger RNA. The record is from RefSeq and is a predicted model, not a curated record. NCBI's taxonomy places the organism in Eukaryota, Metazoa, Chordata, Aves, Passeriformes, Estrildidae.